UCCCCGGAACGGGGUUUGAAGUCGUGGACGUGACUGGGAGGAGUCUGCCCGCCUCGGCCUUCCGCACAGGGAGCCGGGCCGCGACCAUGGCGGAGCCCACGGUGUGCUCCUUCCUCACCAAGGUGCUGUGCGCCCACGGCGGCCGCAUGUUCCUGCAGGACCUGCGCGGCCACGUGGAGCUCUCGGAGGCGCGGCUGCGGGACGUGCUGCGCCAGGCCGGGCCCGACCGCUUCCUGCUGCAGGAGGUGGAGGUGCGGGAGGGCCCGUGGGACGCCGAGGCCGAGGUGGCGGCCGGCGAGGGCGGCGCGGGCGGCGGCGGCGCCUCGGCCUGGCGGGUGGCGGCCGUGUCCUCCGCGCGCCUCUGCGCCCGCUACCAGCGCGGCGAGUGCCAGGCCUGCGACCAGCUGCACCUCUGCCGCCGCCACAUGAUGGGCAAGUGCCCGAACCGCGACUGCUGGUCUACCUGCACCCUUUCUCAUGAUAUCCACACACCUGUCAAUAUCCAGGUCCUGAAAAACCAGGGAUUGUUUGGUCUCAAUGAGGCCCAGCUUCGGAUUCUGCUUUUACAGAAUGACCCCUGCCUUUUACCAGAGGUCUGUUUGCUCUACAACAAAGGUGAAGCCCUGUAUGGUUACUGCAACCUCAAGGAUAAAUGCAACAAGUUUCACGUGUGCAAGUCCUUUGUCAGGGGAGAGUGCAGGCUGCAGAAGUGCAAGCGGUCCCAUCAGCUCAUUCACGCUACAUCCCUGCAGCUGCUGCAGGACCAAGGACUGAAUAUUCCAAGUGUCGUUAAUUUUCAGAUAAUUGCUACCUACAAGCACAUGAAGCUGCACAAGAUGCUGGAAAAUAAAGAUAAUUCAGCUGCUUCUGCUGAGCACUCCCAGGGCCUUGAGAAACGAGGAGUACAUGUAGCUGGGGCUGCAGAGGCCAGUUCUCUGGUCUCUGGCCCUGCUCAAUUGACCAAGAAGCCAUGUGCAGGUAAACCUUAGAGGACGUCGGUGAAAUAAGAAGAAGAUUGUCCAAUUGGAAAGUCUGAAAACAAAGCUUCUGUUGAGAUUUAAUUUGUAACCGUUCAUUCAUUUAGUCGUUUAUUAACAAUAGCCAUAAUAAUACCUACCUCACAGGUUGUGAUGAGAAUUAAAGAAGAUGGAAAAGGAGAAAAUGCCAGAUUGGGAGGAUAAAACUGGGGAUGGGUGAUUGGGGAUGAGGUUGGACAUUGAACAGACAAAAAGAGGGUAAAACCUGAGUGUAGAUGAGGUCAGUCCUGGGCAAAUCCUGCAGUUCCCAAGAGCUUUCCCCAGGCUGGCUGACUGGAGCUCUUAAAGAGGCAGGAUCCUGCUGACUUGUUCUGGGACCUAGCCAAGUGCUUUUCUGUACACCCAUAUACAUAGUUUACAUUGUGGUAUUCAGAGAGUACAUAUGCUUUAUGCUCUUUUUUUCCCCUUAUUAUUCUAUAAGCAUCUCUCCAUAUUCACAUUUAUCAUGCAUAAUCAUUUUUAUGCACAGAUACACUAAUAUGUCAUCGUUGGCUUAACUAGUUCCAUUAUUCUGGGAUAUUUUGAUUCUUUCUAACAAAUUUUACAUAUAAUUCUUUUCUUAAAAUCCACACAAUAUUUUUAAAUUUUUAAGUUAUUCUUUACUUUUGCCUCACUUAUAGUUGCUGAAUGAUACUCUGGAUUUUCAUUUCUUGAAACAUGUAUGUGGGAAUUCCCUGGAGGUCCAGUGGUUAGGACUCCGAGCUUCCACUGCAGGGGGCAUGGGUUAAAAAAAAUACACACACACACACACACACACACACACACACACACAUAUAGGCAAGUAAAUAUUCUUCUGUGUGUCUUUUUUCUAUAUGUCUUUAUUUUGUAUAGUUUGUACAUGCCCUUUAAUUGCUGGGGCCCUCCUCUGUGCUGAUGUGAAUUGGCCUUUAAUUAGGCUCCUUAAUUUUCAUAUAAGGAUGUUGACUGUAUAUGGUAUGAUAUCCAACUCUUAUGGAUCCAUCCUCAGCCAACCUUAGAGUGUAUAACUUUUGGGUGCUCACCAGAGAUUUCUACCUCACUCUGUCUACUUUCCAUUUCUUAUUAAACUUUUACCAAAGCCUCAGAGUCCUAUAGUAUGAAGGAUGUGUAGCUCAUACAUCCCUCUAAGUUGUAUCCAUUCUCUCUGUGAUCAGGAUGGACCAUCAGAAAUCUAUAUACCUCACCCGUUCCAUACUGACUUCCCCUUUCCCUGCUUCUCUCUGCCUCUGCCCACCCAGCUGUCUCUGUUAAGUUGUACCUGAUGUUUAGUUCUUUGUUUUCAUCAAGGGGUACCACAGAGAAGCAGCUUUAUGAAAUUCUUUCCAGUGUUUGCUGUGGUAAUAGCCCCAAAUGUUGGUAGGUAAAGUGUUUUUUUGUUUGUUUGUUUGUUUUUUAAUUUAACUGUCUGGCAAUAACAUAACAUUUGAGAAAUAAGGCCAAAGUAGUCAGCUUUUCAUCAAGCUAAAUUUAUUUCAUUUAGAAAAUUUUUAAUCAUGAAGAUUUUUCUUUUCCAUUGGGGGAGGUGUGCAAAAAUGUCCUUUUUAAAGUGAGAAAGUGCUGUGUUUUCCUCUAGUGAACAAUGAGUCACACAACUUAUAUUACUGUCUUCAUGUUGGUUGCCAACAACAGUAUUUCUGAAAGCUCUUAAGUUUUUUAUAUCUUGUUUCUUUUUUCUUAGUUAUGAUUUCUCCUGGUGCUAAUUUUUUUUUAAUUAUCUUUAUAUUUUACUAUUAUUAUUAUUUACAUUUUAUUCUUCUAGUAUUAUAUUUCUUUUGUAAGCCAUGUUAAAUCCUUAAUGGAAACAAUAUAGUGUAUAAAUGCAUAUUCUUUACAUUAAAAGACAGUCCAUUUUGACAUUAUUGUGUUCUUUUUAUAUAUAAUUAUGCCUUUAUAUAUGAAGUUAUUGACCCUCUGUAACCUUUGUCACAAUAUUUUAUUCAAUUCUAUAAUAUUCCAUUUUAAUCUUAGUUCCAUUGAUAUUCAUCCUAUAAAAACAUUUUAUGUAAUCAUACCUGUCUCUCUUAUUUUAAUUUGAUGAUUCAGCUGUUAGAGAGUUAUCAGAUUAGAGUUUCUUUAGCAAUGUACAGGGCUUAUAAGAUGAAGCUGCACAUCUGUAGGCUCCACAAAUUCCAAAUACCCUAAAUUGAAUGAAUGGCUUUUCUCCAGACUUGUUCCUCCUUUUGUUCUUCAUUUUGGAGUGUCACCACCGAAUGACUGAAGCCCCAAACCCGGAAAUUGUCCUAUGCUUUUCCUUUCUCCUUAUUCCCUGUGUCAGAUUGGUUACCUCAUAUUGGAGAAUUUUCCGCCUUCAAAAUCUCUCAAGUUUUUAUUCUUCUCUACCCUUUUCUUUCCAUUCCCAACACACUGCCUUUUUCUAAACCCUCAUCACCUCUCGUGUAUUUUACAGAUCUGUAACUCAGUGCUUUUCAAGUCUGUCGUGUGAGAGUUUUUUUGUAGGAAGUGUGAGAUGGACCCCGUUACACUUCAAGGAUGGUAGCCCCACUGUAAUUUUCAAUAUAAUAGGCUUCUGUGGAUGUCAUUGAUCUCCUUACCACCCUUCUCUCCCCCUGCUGCCUGGGGAGAAAUGCAGACCUUUUGAAAUGCAGACCUAAUUUUAUUGCUUUUUCUGCCAUAACCUGCAUUGGUCCCCAUCAUAAAACUCAAAUCCCUACAGGGACUAGAAAGUUAAGAUAAAUGGAUAAAGUAAGCUGGAUGUGAGAGGAAUGGGGGAAGAGAGGAAGUGCUGUGGCAAACUGUUCCAUCUAAAAGGGACAGUUUCUCUUGUUUCCAUGUGGGAAUGCGGGGCCCAAUUUGACAUAUAGUCCAAUUUGUCAAAAGAAGCCAAAAAUCCAGAAAUUUUUAUGAGAAAUUGUAUGAUUUUAAAAUACUGACUUUUAAUGGCAUUUUUAAAAUGCAGACCAAUAUUAUGUGUAUCGACUUGCAGCUUUGAGAACGUGCCACUUUACCUUGUGACUCUGUGUGUAAAUGAUGCUCCCUCUAAGUGCCUCCCUUCCCUCCUCCUGCCUCAACACCUGGCAAAAUUAGAUUAAAAUGUCAGGUUAGCCUUUCCUGACCCCAAGACAGGCGGCUCUCCUAGCGUUAUCAGAGCUCUAGCACUUACUGUGUUCCAUUGCAAUGCUUUGUGUUUCUAUUCCCCGGCUUCGAGCAAAAACAUUAUUUAUUCUUGUUGGUAAUUAUAACACUUGGCAGUUAAAUAUUUUUUGCCGUAUAAUGAAGUAAACUCUGCAUCUGAAUCUGUUGAAUUAGUAUCAUAUUGCUUUUCAUCAGUUCUUUUUCUCCUCCGAUAUUUUUAAUAUUCGAAAACUCCUUUUUUCCCCUAAGGAAUGUGUUAUAUAAGGUAAACAUCCUUUUGAUACUUCAGUUGCAAUUGUAUAGGUCUACAAUUAACUCUUUAUGACAUGUUUAGGAUACUAAUUCUUUCCAUCAAGGAAUUAUGUCUUCAUUAUUGACAUAUUUCUUGACUUCUUUCAUUAUAAUUUGUUCAUGUUUUUGUCUGGGUCUUGAAUAUCCCAUAUUGCAUGAAUUCUUUCUUGGCUAAAUAUAUCUGUAUUGCUACUCAGGAUGGGAAUCUCUACUGUUAGAAUGCUAUUGAUUUUCAAAGUAUUUGUCUUUAGGUGAAUUGUCUUUGUUCUAACAGUAUUAGAUGGCCUGUUUUGGGUUUUUUUGUUUUGUUUUAAUAUAGAAUCGUAACUGCAAAAAUGUUUGUCUUUUCUUAUGUAUUUCUAUUGUGUCUUUGUGUUAAAUCAAAUUGUGAUAAAAAGAUUUUUUGAAUAUUUCUUCCUUAAAUAUGAAGUUAAUUGUUGGUUUUAAACAAAUGUUCUCUAUUAUGAUAAGGGAAAUAACAUCUUUUAUUCUUGUUUAUUGGAAACUUUGGUAGAAUUGGUAUCUUUUGAUAUAAUCAUAAUUUUAAUCAUUUAAGUCACCUAAGAUUAUUAUAUUAGUUUCUAAUGGUUUUCAUGAUAUUAAAUCAUCAUUAAAUUCUCAAGUAAGCUCCACUUGAUAAUGCCAUGUAUUCUUUUAAUGGGUUUUUUAUCUUAUUUGGUAACUUUCAAGUGUACAC
Messenger RNA from Hippopotamus amphibius kiboko, 5097 nucleotides. It is a transcript of the gene ZC3HAV1L, whose product is annotated as zinc finger CCCH-type containing, antiviral 1 like. Gene Ontology annotation, molecular function: metal ion binding. NCBI's taxonomy places the organism in Eukaryota, Metazoa, Chordata, Mammalia, Artiodactyla, Hippopotamidae. Bases 87 to 989 code for a protein of 300 amino acids. The record is from RefSeq and is a predicted model, not a curated record. The transcript is spliced from 4 exons.